GAGACGCAGCAUGUUGGCACGGACUGAAUUCAUUCAUUGCAGCCUUGUUACCCAAAGGGAACAAAGAGAGGAGUAACAAUGCAGUCCACCGAAAAGGAGGUGUGUUGGAGAAAAGCAAUUAUGUCACCUAUAGUGCUGAUGAUGCAUGUGAAGGUUGAGGAUCUCUGAAUCUUGGAAGGUGUUCACAACCUCGUGUCUGUGAUGAUGCACAUCAGGAAAUACAGCUGAGAGGGGUGGAGCUUUUUCUUCUAGCCCUGUUUAUAAUGUAUGUUAAUUGUGUGUACAUUUCAAAACCAAUUAAGUGAAACAUGCAAAACAGCCUGUAUAGAUGGGGGAAUACCCGUUAACAUCAAAGAGGAGAUUGCCCCCAAACGUGUUGUAUAUUCUGCAUAAUGAGCGCGUUAGAGAGAGAGCUCUGAUUUUAUUCUGCCAUUCUCCGCCCCUGACUGACUCUUACAUUAUUUACGAAGUGGGGAUGUGCACUGCACUGAUGUAUAUUCCCUCUGCUGAAAUGCAGUGAAGUGUCUGCUGCUGCCUGCAUGUUAGGUCCAUUACGGUAUUCCACAGCUAUCUAGCGGGGGAGCAGAGGAGCUUGACGGAUGCAGAGAUAGAGAGGAGAGAUAGACGAGGGAAGCACAGAUUGCUGCAAAUCCAUCACAACAGCAAAGCCACAGGACUUCUUCAUCAUGUUGAGGAAGGGCUCAGAGCCGUUGAGGGGAGACAGAAAGGUCCUCCUGGAUCUGGACUAUGAGGGUGAAGCACAGACCACAGACAGCUAUGGGAGUCUGCAGAACGGGAUCUUCAUUCCGCCAAGAUAUUUUUCAGCUGCAGGUGAUGACGAAGAAUUGGAAGGUGAUAAUCCCAUGUAUAUUCACUGUAAUACAAGAAGUGAGCAGCCGGUUCCACAGCUGGGGAACUACUUCAGAGAUGGAAGAACCAAAAUCGACUUUGUGCUGGUGUGGGAGAUCCGCUCGCGGAGGAAACGGCGAGGGAAGGCACAGCUGGCACAGUGGAGGGAGAAGUUUGUUCAGAAUCUGGAGAGCGCUGGAGUGCUCAUGGAAAAGGAGGAAACGUCGAAUGAAAAGAAAACAAUACAUUUUCUGAAGCUCAGUGCUCCUUGGGAUGUGAUGCUGUAUUACGCUGAGGAACUCUGUCUGAGAGCUCCAUUACAGGCGCAGCCAAAUCUGGACUUAAACACAUCUGCUCGGGUUAUGAAAAGACUAUGCAUACCUAACGUGAUGGAGGAGUCGGUGCCAAACAGGCCUCUAGACUAUUACACAUGUGCCUUUCGCAAGUCAAAGAUGAGCAGGUUCGUUGGCUGUGACAACCAUGAAACCUACUUCACUAACACACAGAGACACCGUGUUGUGUAUGAGAUUCUUGCCAGGACGGUAUACGGCAAAAGGAAGAGGGCUGAGGUUGGUGUGGAGAGACUGGUAAAUGAAGGGGUGUACACAGCAGCUUUCCCCCUGCACGAGGGCCCCUUUGAGCUUCCAAAGUAUGAGAUUCGUCCUGACGAGCUGAACCAGAGGCAGGUUAUUUACCACUACUGGGCCCGCUGGUGCAAAUGGUACAAGUACCAACCAUUGGACCACAUCAGGGAGUACUUUGGAGAGAAGAUCGCACUCUACUUUGCCUGGCUGGGUUUCUACACAGCGUGGCUGCUGCCAGCUGCAGUGGUUGGAACCCUGGUCUUUGUGUCUGGAGUCAUGUCCAUGGGUAGCAACACACCGGCUAAGGACAUCUGUAACAGCGGAGCCAGUUAUCUGAUGUGUCCUCUCUGUAACACAUGCAAGGCCUGGAACAUGUCUGACAUCUGCACCAUGGCCAAGUUGGGCUACUUGUUUGACCACCCGGGUACGGUCCUCUUCAGUGUGUUCAUGUCCUUCUGGGCCGUAACCUUCCUGGAGUACUGGAAGAGAAAGAUGGCCACCCUGGCCCAUCACUGGGACUGCAUGGACUUCCAUGAAGAAGAGGAGCGUCCUCGUCCAGAGUUUGCAGCCAUGGCCCCGACGAUGGAGCAAAACCCAGUGACCGGGGUGAAAGAGCCCUACUUUCCAGAGAAGACCAGGCUGUCCCGCAUGUUCGGUGGCUCCAUGGUCAUCAUUAUGAUGCUGUGUGUUGUGAUGAUCUUCCUGGUAACGGUGGUCAUGUGCCGCGGUAUCAUCAGCCUGAUGAUGUUCCGUACGGGGAGCCCCGUCCUGCGUACAGAGGCAACGACCAUAGCCAACAUCUCCAGCAGUAUUGUGAGUCUGGGCCUCAUCCUGCUGAUGGGCCGGGUCUACACUGCAUUAGCAGAGCAGCUCACUAAAUGGGAGAUGCACAGAACACAAACCCAGUAUGACAAUUCCUUCAUCUUCAAAGUGUUCAUCUUCCAGUUUGUCAACUUCUACUCGUCCCCCUUCUACGUGGCUUUCUUUAAAGGAAGGUUUGUGGGUUACCCCACCAACUAUGGGACCUUGUUUGGGAUGAGGAAUGAAGACUGCGGUCCCGGGGGUUGUCUCAUUGAACUGGCUGAGCAACUCUUCAUCAUCAUGGUGGGAAAGCAACUCAUCAACAACAUUCAGGAGUUCAUUAUCCCGAAGGUGACGGCCUGGAAACAGAAGAGAUCUCUGGCCAAGGUGAUGGGAGAUAAGGCAUCCCAUGAGCCUCAGCGCUGGGAGGAAGACUACCAGCUGGUGGAGUGUGAAGGCCUGUUUGAAGAGUACCUGGAGAUGGUGCUCCAGUUUGGGUUCAUCACCAUCUUCGUGGCAGCGUUCCCCCUCGCUCCGCUCUUCGCCCUCCUCAACAACUGGGUGGAAAUCCGUUUGGACGCCCACAAGUUUGCGUGCGAGUACCGCCGGCCGGUGGCUGAGCGCGCCCAGAACAUCGGAGUCUGGUUCAACAUACUGGAAGCCCUGUCGCACCUGUCCGUCAUCGCCAACGCUUUCCUCAUCGCCUUCACGUCAGAUUUCUUACCUCGUCUGCUCUACCAGUUCAAGUUCGGUAAUGAUCUCAAUGGAUACGUCAACUUCACCUUGGCUUACGCCCCACUUAACUACACUGAGAACCCCAUGUGCAGAUAUAAAGCGUACAGAGACGACAAUGGAAACUACUCACUGUUCUUCUGGGAGCUUCUCGCCGUCAGACUUAGCUUUAUCAUCGCUUUUGAGCAUGUGGUGUUCUUCGUGCUGCGAGCCAUCGACUGGAUCGUGCCCGAUGUCCCCGAAUCCCUGGAGGUGAAGAUCAAGAGGGAGCGCUACCUGGCCAAGCAGGCUCUGGCCGAAAACCAGGAGGCCCUGUUGGUGAGUCGAGGCCGAGGGGCCGCCCCCGUCUCUCCAGGCACCUCCAGCCCAGUCAAUGUUGCUUGAUGAGCAAGCGACGCGUCCUUUGGAAACAUGAGUUAGGACUCCAGUGAGGAAAAACGAGUGGUUUGAGGGGAUAUUGGAGGAAUAAUAGACACUCCUUCACAUCUGGGAUAACAUGAGUGAACUUUUUCCCUGAUUUGAAUACGUCUCUGCACUGGGAUUUUGUUUUCAUUUCAUUAAUAUGCAUACCGCUGCACAGAUGUUAUGAUAAGCAGGUUGUGUAAUGGAGGCUAAACUCACCCAAAACUUAGUUCACCCACCUUAUCCAUACUGGGAACUGACCCUACAGCAACUGGGCCUAGCGGACACUCAAGAAACAGAACAAAAACGCCCUGAAAAAUGUGAUUAAUAUAGAUGCUGAUGUGCUGCCCCCAAUUUGCAUCAAUCUGUUUAUUUAUUUUCUUGUCUAGGCAGUAAAAGUACUGCCUAAAUAUAUAUCUUAGGGCUGACAAUCGAUUAGAAUUUUUAAUCACGAUUAAUCGCAUGAUUGUCUGUAGUUUAUCGCGAUUAAUCGCAAAUUAAUGGCACAUUUUUUAUCUGGUCAAAAUGUACCUUAAAGGGAGAUUUGUCAAGUAUUUAAUACUCUUAUC
Messenger RNA from Sebastes umbrosus (honeycomb rockfish), 3937 nucleotides. It is a transcript of the gene ano11, whose product is annotated as anoctamin 11. The record is from RefSeq and is a predicted model, not a curated record. Gene Ontology annotation, cellular component: plasma membrane. The transcript is spliced from 26 exons. Gene Ontology annotation, biological process: chloride transmembrane transport. Gene Ontology annotation, molecular function: chloride channel activity; protein dimerization activity. Bases 687 to 3350 code for a protein of 887 amino acids. NCBI's taxonomy places the organism in Eukaryota, Metazoa, Chordata, Actinopteri, Perciformes, Sebastidae.